Molecule: messenger RNA, 1476 nt
Organism: Ceratitis capitata (Mediterranean fruit fly)
Lineage: Eukaryota; Metazoa; Arthropoda; Insecta; Diptera; Tephritidae
Product: zinc finger MIZ domain-containing protein 1
Biological process (GO): regulation of transcription by RNA polymerase II; protein sumoylation
Molecular function (GO): SUMO ligase activity; zinc ion binding
Source: RefSeq, a predicted model, not a curated record
GUUCCGCAAAAAGCAACGCUCGCGUGGUAAGGACAGCCAAUAUAGCAACUCGGGAGCACCAACCACUACUGGCAGCCGUUAUGGAAGCACUGCGCCUGCCGCACCCCAUCCGCGCGACAAUUACGAUUACAUAACUUACGACGAUGACGUGGACGACGAUGAGGAGGACUACGUAGAUGAAGAUUACGAUGAGCCGCCCACGGACGAGGACAAGUUCGAACGAUUAAAUCGACGACGACAUGAAAUGAAUCAACGCAUGUUAGAGAGCGAACGAAGACAGCAUUCCAUGGGCAAAGUGCCGAUUAGCUCUUUAAAGUGCAGUGCACCAACAACAGCGACAAAGAAAUAUCCAACAAGAAGUGGCGAAUAUGAUUUCGACGAUUAUGAGCAAACACCCACGCCACGUUCGAACGCCAGUGGCGGUAGCUCAUACCUACCACCAACAAGUGUGGGCGGCGUCGGCAGUAGUAUUAGCGCUGGUAGCGCGACGAAGUUCAGCUUCGAUGGUGGUUUCGAAUCGGAUUUCAAUCAAAGUUCACCACCACCGGCGCCAGCUGGUACCGCAUCAAGUUGCAAUUCCACGCCGGCCGCUACGACAGCCAGCGCAUGCGUCACGCCUGGUAACAAAUCGUCAUUCCGCUUCUCAAAUGAUUUCUCAGAACGUGACAAAUUACACAGUGGCGCUCAAAACACGUCGACUGUGGCCAGCUCGCAGCAACAGCUAGAUAUGGCUAGCACCCAUUCGCCAGCUUUGCAUGCGAUACCGCCGAUCAUAACCCAGAAGCUGCGCUUCGACGACAACGUCAAGGUGUCACAGUUCGACGAUGCCGCCUUCGAAGAUGACUUCUCCAAUGCGCAAUUCGAUUUCGAAAAGGAGGACCAAUGGCAUGCCGAUUCACUGCAGAGCGCCGGCAGUGGUGCGCUCAUGUCCGCUGCAGCGAAGAAGCACAAUCUUCGUAACAGUAAAUUGCAGCAGCGGCAGGAGUUGAUCAAGAAAUCCGAAUCGAUAAAUAUAUUCGGCAAAAAGUCUGAAGAUCCCUUCGAGGACGAUGAGUUCUUCAAGGCGCCGACUGAUGCUAAAUUAGCCAAUAAUAACAACAAUAACAAUGGAUCACAAUUAGCGAAAUCUGGUACGGGAAAUGGCAGCGGUGGUGGCGUUGGCGGCGGCACCGGUGGGUUCCAGUGUGACGAUGAUUUUAAUUUCGCUAAAUUCGAUGAAAAUAUGUGAUUUGAUCAAUUGUUUGCACGAAACGCAAGAGUGGAGCAUUUAUCAAAACAACAACAACAACAGAAAGAAAAGUCUGCCGUGCUCAACGGUAAAGCCAUAAAUAGUGAAAAUUUAAGCGCUUGCAAUGAGGCUAUGAUGAUUAAAAGAAAUCGGACAAAAAGUAACGGGAAAAAGAAAGAACAUGAACUAGAAGAAGAAGCAGCAGCAAGCGGUGACGCAGAUGUUGUUGAUGAUGAUGAUGAUGAAGA